This is a messenger RNA of Protopterus annectens (West African lungfish), 2160 nucleotides long. It is a transcript of the gene MED29, whose product is annotated as mediator complex subunit 29. Gene Ontology annotation, molecular function: transcription coregulator activity; transcription factor binding. Gene Ontology annotation, biological process: regulation of transcription by RNA polymerase II. Bases 92 to 631 code for a protein of 179 amino acids. Gene Ontology annotation, cellular component: mediator complex. The transcript has 5 exons. The record is from RefSeq and is a predicted model, not a curated record. Lineage: Eukaryota; Metazoa; Chordata; Ceratodontiformes; Protopteridae.
ACGUGAUGGUAAAUUAAAAGGCCAAACAAAUGACGUAGAGGAAAUGUUAAUAGUCGCGUAAAUUACGUAAGGAAAUUAAAUAGGUUUUAGUAUGGCGGCUCCUAUGGCUAUGGCACAACAGCAACCCCCGCAGCAGCAGCCACAUGUGUCGGCUCAACAGCAGCAGUCUCAACUUCAGCAGUCACAGGGGAAUCAACAACAACAGCAACAAGACUUUGACCCAGUGCAUCGCUUUCGUCUCCUUAUACCGCAACUGAAGGAGUGCCUGCAGAACCUAAUGAAGAUUGCUGCACAGAACCUUGUACAGAACACCAAUAUUGACAAUGGGCAGAAGAGCAGUGACGGGCCUGUGCAGAGAUUUGAUAAAAGUCUGGAGGAGUUUUAUGCACUUUGUGACCAGGUAGAGCUGUGUCUGAGGCUAGCUUAUGAAUGCUUAUCUCAAAGCUUCGACAGUGCAAAACACUCUCCCAACCUUGUUCCUACAGCUACCAAACCAGAUGCAGUACAAGCAGAGAGCUUGUCCUACACACAGUAUUUGAGCAUGAUAAAGUCACAGAUCGCUUGUGCUAAGGAUAUCCACAACGCUUUAUUGGAAUGCUCCCAAAAAAUCAAAGGCAAGGAUAGCCUUUGAAUGUUCGCACAUCUUUGGCAGCACCAAAAUGGAUGGAUUUGAUUCUCUAGUCUAUGAUUUAAAGAGAAAAAACAUUAUUGGAAACACCAGCUGUAUAUUUUAAAUGUGCCAUUUCUUUUGAUGGGUGCUUCAGCUUUCAUUUACCGGGUUACUCAGAAUAGUUCAUAGAUUGACAUUUUGGUGGGGUUCAGUAUCUAUCCACUUAUGUAACACAGUGUGAUGUGGUUAUGGACUUAGUAGGAGUUUUACUUUGUUGCUGUGCGACAAUGUUAUUUUUCUUUAAUAUCAGGUCAUGUGCAGACAUAAGUGUACAUUUGAUUACUACAUUUAUACAGUACUGUAUUGUAUGUUAAACUUCUGCAAGCAGUGUUAAGCUGUUUUGUGUUACUAUAUGAAGCUGACUGUUCUGCACCUACACACAGAACUACUUUUUUGUAUUUUUGAGGUACUGUUGAAGACUGCCUCUUCCUUCUGCAGUUCAAAUUGUCAUUUUUUUAUAGUCCUUAAAACUGUUGGCAUAUGGCUUUAACUUUCCAUAAACUGAGGGCAGUGUUAACUUCCCUGUUUUCACCUUGCUUCCUUUGUACUACUAUCCUCUUCUUGUUGCUAACCAUCAUCCUUUCUUUUACCCCUGAUCUCAUGACAUGGGGAAUAUACAAUUCUGAUGGCUGUUGUCUAACAGCAAUGAGAAGAGAUCAUGAAAGCCACUUUUCAGCAAAGGCUGAUUGUUGCUGUUGUCCGCUAUUAGACACACACACACACACACACACACACACACACACACACACACACACACACACACACGUGUGUGUGUAUAUAAAUAUAAAAGUUAGGGGGUAUGGAUUGGGGGGGGCGGUUGAGGGGGCUGCCCCCUAUGAAAAAUGUUGCUGUCUUUCAGCAAUUAUUUUUAAAGUCAAGCAGCUAUUUAACAGAUGGUCAUGAAUCAUCAUGUGUAUUAACCUGCCCUGCUUCUUGAAAAUGAGCACUUGUCUCCUCUGUGAAAUAAGGCUCUUGUUUUCUCAGCCCUUUCCCCAUUGUUUGUUUCCUGUUUCUGUGCCAUGUUCCUUUGCCAAAUGCCCAGCCUUAACCAUAUGCCAUUUCUGCAUCAGAAAAGGCAAUCUUCCUUCUUAAAGCUUCAUUAGUUUUCUGGAUAACCUGUCCUAAUUUAACACCAGAUUGUUGCUGUAGCAGGGUGAGGGAGAUUCUUGAUAAAUGGCUGUAAUUCAUUACAUUUUUCUAUGAGUGUAUUUUUCUACAUUUAUACUUCUUUUUGAAAGGCAUUUUUCUUCUGUAAUUUAAUUUUGACAUUGAUUUUUUUCUGCAUACUGUUUUUAAGUUCUCCAUAGUACUGACCUUGGUUACAUUAACUGGGAAGUUAUUCAAAGAACUGCAGGACUGGUAACUGUAGGACUUUCAUGUGUUCCAAUAACUAUUUAUUAAUGACUUUAAUACUGAGGUGAAAAAAAGCCAAGAAGUAAUGGAUUGCUUCUACAGCAGAAUAAAAUUGUUUUAAAUGUGUUGUAAAUAAA